AUGGGCUGGUUCUCAAUCCUCCCCGAGAGUUGGCGGACGACAGAACUCUGCAUCUCAAGAGGCUUCCUCUUAUUCGCCCUGUUGAUCAUCGGCCCGUGGCUAUUCCUCAUUGUAUAUGAUAUUGUGCUCUACAUUUGUCGCCAGGCCACAUACAACAUCCCAUAUGUGGGCGGCCGAGCGCGUGGCAAGCAACGCCCACGAGCACCAAGUCUCACGGAACGGCCUAGUGGGCAUCGACGAAGAUUGAGCGUGCUCUCUCAAGCACGAAACGAACAAGCCACAGCCACUGCAUCCGCGUCAACAAGGCAACGCGCCACCGAAGACACUGCUCCUCGCGUGCCUUCCAAGUUACGAGAUUGA
Cercospora beticola is the source of this 360-nucleotide messenger RNA. RefSeq lists its product as uncharacterized. The record is from RefSeq and is a predicted model, not a curated record. NCBI's taxonomy places the organism in Eukaryota, Fungi, Ascomycota, Dothideomycetes, Mycosphaerellales, Mycosphaerellaceae.